AGUAACUUAACUUCUACCAUCACAUAACUUACCAAUUUCUUCUUAAAGGGGUUCAACAAAAUGUCUGCUCAACAAUUCUACGGUGACAAAGGUUACGGUCCUGCUCCUCCUCAACAAGCCUACGGCGGCGGUGGCUACCCACCUCAACAAAACUACCCCAGUUACCCUCAAGGCGGUGGUGGUUAUCCUCAACAACAGCCUAUGUAUGUCCAACAACCUCCCCAAAACCAAGGUGGUGGUGGUGAUAUGUGCUGUGGUCUAUUGGCUGGUCUCGCAUGCUGUUGUUGCUUGGAUGCAUUAUUUUAAGAUGGAUGACGUACAAAUGAUGCGUAUUUGCAGUAAAGGUUUGUAAUUUCUAAAAGAAAUGAAUCUUUUUUACUGUUGAAAUCUUGCCGUUUUGGGCUGAUCUUUUUCAAGUCGCUUUUGCUUAAGCAUUCUCCUUUCUUUUUACAAGAACCUUACUACUUUUUUAUUUGAAAAAUGGCUUUGAAAAAAUAUAGAGGAUCUUCCAUUUUCUUGGUGGCCUUCUUUGGUUAUUUUACUUUAUGAAGAGGGAACUAAUAUUUCCUAAUUCAUCACGUUAUAUUUGUACUUGUUUGACAGCAUUAUUUUCCGACUUAAGGCUUGUAUAAGAAAGAGCAUCUUAACUUUUCUUAGAGACUCAUCUACUAAACGAGAUGGUAAAUCCUUUACUCUGUUUGCAAAUGCCCUUAAUUACAAGAAUUUCGGUAUUUUGUGAAUCCACGAACUAAGCAGAAUCACAUCGGUAUUCGAUCGUUUUAUUUUCCUCUCUUCUUCUCUUCUCUUCUCUUUUUUUUUUUUAUUAUAAUCAAAUAUUCCGGGGACUAAUUCUUAAGCUUUCGUUCACAUAUAUAUAUAUAUAUAUAUAUAUAUAUAUAUAUGUGAACGUACCAUUUAGUAUAUUAAUGGACUUAAUAAUAAACGCUCCUUUAGUGAUUGUGAUAAUUCAUGUCUAUCCGAGUGUUUUAAUUUUUUUAUCAAAACAUUUUUAUGCUAGAGAGGUAAGAGACUGCUGAGAUAAUAGUAGAAUGAUGCCCCUGUAAGUGGGUCCCAUUUUUCGACCUUAAGUCGUUUGUAGAGGAGACAAGAGCUACGUUAAACUAGUCUAUGAAUUGAAAACAACUUUCUAAUCGUUGCAUAUGUUAAACAUCCUG
Messenger RNA from Schizosaccharomyces octosporus yFS286, 1175 nucleotides. RefSeq lists its product as uncharacterized. Lineage: Eukaryota; Fungi; Ascomycota; Schizosaccharomycetes; Schizosaccharomycetales; Schizosaccharomycetaceae. The transcript is spliced from 3 exons. The record is from RefSeq and is a predicted model, not a curated record. The coding region runs from base 61 to 306 and encodes 81 amino acids.